Molecule: messenger RNA, 2023 nt
Organism: Protopterus annectens (West African lungfish)
Lineage: Eukaryota; Metazoa; Chordata; Ceratodontiformes; Protopteridae
Gene: PIP4K2C
Product: phosphatidylinositol-5-phosphate 4-kinase type 2 gamma
Exons: 6
Coding region: 118-483 (121 amino acids)
Biological process (GO): phosphatidylinositol metabolic process
Molecular function (GO): phosphatidylinositol kinase activity
Source: RefSeq, a predicted model, not a curated record
UCACUGACACGGAGUCCUCCAUGUAGUGAAAUUGACAACAGAGGUGAACCCCUUGUGCUAACCUCUUAUGACAAGACACUUGUGGUCAAACAAAUUUCAAGUGAAGAUGUUGCAGACAUGCAUAGUAUUCUUUCUGACUACCACCAAUAUAUAGUGAAGUGCCAUGGUAACUCAUUGCUUCCUCAGUUCCUGGGAAUGUAUCGUCUCACAGUUGAUGGGGAAGAUACAUAUGUGUUAGUCAUGAGAAAUUUGUUCAGCCACCGUCUUGUUGUUCAUACAAAGUAUGACUUAAAGGGGUCUUUAGUGUCGCGUGAAGCCAGUGAAAAGGAGAAGGAAAAGGAGUUACCGACAUUGAAAGAUAUGGACUUUCUGAAUAAGAGCCAGAAAGUUUACAUAAGUGAAGAACAGAGGAAACAGUUCAUGGAACAGUUAAAGCGAGAUGUGGAGGUGCCUCCCGAAAAGAGGUAUACUUCAUGGGGUUGAUUGACAUUUUAACCCAAUAUGAUGCAAAAAAGAAAGCGGCACAUGCAGCAAAAACAGUGAAGCAUGGGGCUGGUGCCGAAAUUUCAACAGUCCAUCCAGAACAAUAUGCAAAGCGAUUUCUUGAUUUUGUUACCAACAUCUUCGCAUAGCGGUGUGUGUUGAACUUUGUGGGAAAAGAGAUUUUUGAUCCAAAAAUCCUAAAAUGAAGAAACAAAUAACUGGUUUUACUUGUCAUCCCCAUUGACUAAAAAUUAAGAAUGUUUCUUCUAGAUUGGUGCCAAGAAAAAUUUUUUAUUUAUUUUUUUUUUUUUUAGUUUAGAUCAGUUUGAGAUCUUAACUUUGUAUAGUGCAAAAAAAACUGCGAUUUCUUAUGUAAGUAUUUUAUACCACCCACACAUUACCAGUGUAUUUUGUAAUUAUUUGGACUGGUAUAUUUUUCCAACAUCUUCUGUUAUAUCAGUAGUACUUUAAAGCAGCGUAGGAGCAAAGUAGUACUUUCAAGCUGCAUGGGAGCAGAUUAUUUCACUUAGUGCUGUUUGGAUUCUAAAAAUUUGGUAACAGUUAUGUACUUUGCAUUUUAUAAUGUAAGACAGGGUUACAUCACAUAUACAAAAAAAUCUGUCUCGCCACCUGCAAAUUGCAUCUUUUGAAAAUAAGUUGCAGUGUUACAUUUUAUGGUCCUGCAUGGUCAGAAAAUAGUGUUUUGAGUUCUUGAAAGUCUUCGUAGGUGCACUAACCAUAUUUUUGAUCAUCAAUUGUCUGUCAUCUUAAUUGCUGUGUAAUACAGCCUGCUCUGUUGGCAGUCUGGAGGCUCAGACUUUCUUUCCAUGAGCAGUAAUAAGAUGCAGCCCAGAGAGUGGGAUAGGCUGUAGAUAUAAUGCUGGCAGGCUCAGUGCCUUGCAGCAGUUGUGGAUCUUACUAAACAUGAGUUGUAUUAUUUGUUUUCUGAAAAAAAUUCUUAAAGUAAAUUGUUUCCCAUGAGUUGUGUAGGUUUCUUUCAUUGUGACUUUAAAGUUUGAUUUAUAUAUGCCUUGAAAAGAAUAUUUAGAAAAUAUGUUAUUUGACAUAAGGAGCUUUGCACUUUAUAAAUGAGGAUACAGAACAAGUCUUGGUCCUUUUGUUAUUUAUUUUCUCUUUGUCAGUUGUCUUUCCUGUUAAAUUCACACCAGUUUUCAUGAAAAAUAUUUGAAGAGUCUGUGCUUUACAUUUUAUUGGUGUACAUGGUUGGAGGAAGUUGUGUGUAGUCAGGUUGUAUAAAGUAGCUUGUCAUUGGAUAACAUAGUUUCAAAUAAGUGUAAUUUCUAUUACAUAUAAUUGAACCCCUAGCCUGUAUCUUUAAAUUGUUAAAAUUUAUCCACACUGCAGUCACAUUUUUAUGUAACCUACAACUUCAGAGAAUUAUUUUUGUUGGAAAAAAAAAAAGCUCUUGUAUUGUAUAGGGCUAUCCAUGUUUUAACUGACUGAUUCUGAUAGCACUUGGGGAUCGUAUUUAUUUUUCCAUGUUUACCAAUAAAAGAAAACGUUUUCCAGGUGUCCGAAA